CAAGCUCAGAAGGCCGUUGACUGUUGACGCAUUUUAGAGAGAAAAAGUAAGAGGGACUGCUGAGUGAGGGUUUCGAUUUGCCAGGAGAACUUCCUGAUUUCCCGAAUUCCUCUUCCGGCGGUGUCGGUGGCAGCGCCGGUGGCGGCGGGGAAUUUUUCUUCAGUCGGACUAAUUCGAUGGCGUAUAGAAGAAAGCAAGGAGUGGCGAGGCUCUCGACGCCCUCCAGAGAAGAAUUCACGAACCCUGACCUUCGUCCUCCUCCGCCGCCGGAGGACGACUCCUUGUCGUCGCCGUCCGCCUCUUUGCUGGCGGCGAAAGCCAUCAGAGCAUCGUCGGCGGCGUAUCGCGACUCCUCUCUUUCCUCUGCCUAUGGUCAUUCCGCUCUCGCUUCCUCCUCCUCUCCGUCCCCAAACUCUGCCAGAUCUUCAUCUUCUCCCUCGUCUGCGCCAAAGGACUCAACCACAUAUGUAUCAAUGAAAAGUUUGAGUGAACCUAAACAUGGAUUCUGGGGAGGUCUAGCUAGAAAAGCCAAAGCCAUUAUUGACAACGAUGAUGCAGCCCAAGAAUUUGAAACACCAGGAAGAGCAAGACUGCAGAGGUCUGAUACAGCAGGAAGGGAUCAGCCAGACAAUUCAUAUAAUUCUCCUGAGAGCUAUCCCAAGAAAGAAAAUCCUGCAUUGCAGAAACGCUUAGACAAAAUUACAUCUUCACUGAGUUACAUUGGUGGCACCAUUGGUAAUGCCCUUGAGGAGGGUCUUAAUAUCGUGGAGAACCGGACUUCAGAGAUCAUUCAAGAAACCCGCAAGCUACAAAUGAGGAAAAAAGAUAGCCGUUCUGACAAGCAGAAUCAGAUGUUGAGUGUUGGUAGUACACAGCAACAACCCCUACUGCAGGCCCGUACACAAACCCUGAUGCAUACGGAUCUAGAAACCCAACUGAAGGCAUCCCGCGACGUUGCCAAUGCAAUGGCUGCCAAAGCAAAGCUUCUUCUUCGUGAGUUGAAGACAGUCAAAGCAGACCUAGCUUUUGCAAAGGCACGUUGCUCUCAGCUGGAAGAAGAAAACAGAGUCCUUAGAGAGAGUCGUGAGAAGGGGGUUAAUCUGGAAGAUGAUGAUUUGGUACGGCUCCAGCUUGAGACACUCCUGGCAGAGAAAGCUCGGUUGGCGCAAGAAAAUUCGGUUUUUGCACGGGAGAACCGCUUUUUAAGGGAGAUUGUUGAAUACCACCAGCUAACCAUGCAGGAUGUUGUAUAUUUGGAUGAGGGCAGUGAAGAGGUAACUGAAGUUUACCCCAUCAAGGUACCUCUGGUGAGCAAUAUGCAACCUGUUGGCACAACAGAAAAUUCAUCACCAUCCUCCUUUUCAGUUCUUGAGGCUUCUUCCGAUGCCAGAAGUCCGCAAGGGAUGCAGGAAAUUUCACCUCGCCCAAAGCCAUCGCAGGAGUUUGCAGUGGCUUCCCAAAUUGUUACCCCCUUGGGCUCAGCUCACGGAGGAAGAUAAUGAGACACUCAGAUCCUGCAUGAAGGAUGCUCCUCCCUUUAUUAUCCUUCUUGCCAAACGAAGGUUUGAAUUUGUAUCAAUAAUUUUUUUUUUUUAUUGUUGUUGUCAUUGUAGUAUAAAUUUGUUUUCUUUUCAACUUUUUGAUAUUUAUUGCUGUUUUCUGUCUUUGCUUGAUCAAUAUAUACGUAUAUCUAUUUUACUUCUACUUGUAGUAAGUUACUUGGACCAUUGCCAUGUUAAGAGAAUAUUAUUAUGAUUGUUAUUUCUGAAAUCUAAAGAUGUAAAACUUUGUUCAA
Molecule: messenger RNA, 1795 nt
Organism: Diospyros lotus (date-plum)
Lineage: Eukaryota; Viridiplantae; Streptophyta; Magnoliopsida; Ericales; Ebenaceae
Exons: 6
Coding region: 177-1499 (440 amino acids)
Source: RefSeq, a predicted model, not a curated record